Messenger RNA from Alternaria burnsii, 366 nucleotides. RefSeq lists its product as uncharacterized. The record is from RefSeq and is a predicted model, not a curated record. The coding region runs from base 1 to 366 and encodes 121 amino acids. The transcript is spliced from 2 exons. NCBI's taxonomy places the organism in Eukaryota, Fungi, Ascomycota, Dothideomycetes, Pleosporales, Pleosporaceae.
AUGGCGGAUCCGACGGCCAACCCAGACGUUGCACCUACCACACAGCCAGAAUCAUCAAACUCAGCAUCGUCACAACCCCCCAUUGCAGAGCCAACGCCCACUUCCUCGUCGUCAACAGCACCACCUCAGGCAUGUGCGCAAUGUGGAAAGUCCCCGGACUCGCUUAAGCAGUGCAUCAAGUGCCAUAGUGUUACUUACUGCAAUAAAGACUGCCAAAAGGCGCAUUUUAAGGCGCACAAGAAAGCGUGCCCCAUCCUUGCGCAGGAGUAUGUGAAAUUACACGAGCCGAAGAUGGCGUCAAAGUCUAGUGCAAGUACGGCUGGAGGAAGAGAGAGGGGACUGCAGAAGUGGCAAUUUGAUACUUGA